Hippopotamus amphibius kiboko is the source of this 1620-nucleotide messenger RNA. It is a transcript of the gene C9H11orf52, whose product is annotated as chromosome 9 C11orf52 homolog. Gene Ontology annotation, cellular component: extracellular exosome. Bases 104 to 496 code for a protein of 130 amino acids. Lineage: Eukaryota; Metazoa; Chordata; Mammalia; Artiodactyla; Hippopotamidae. The transcript has 4 exons. The record is from RefSeq and is a predicted model, not a curated record.
CAGAGACUCCCUGGGAGCUGCUACUGAAAGCUGAACCAGGAACCAGGAAAUGCACAAGUCUUUCUGAGGCAAAACAGCUGGGCUCCCUGGGAGACAAAGCACCAUGGGAAACCUGCUCGGCUGCGGGGGAAGCUGGAGCUGUCCAUCAACGUUCCAGAGGAAAAAGAAAAUGGGGAGCCAAGCAAGACGGACACUGAAGCAACAGCAGCAGAAGCAGCAGCAGCAGUGGCAACACAAUGGUGCAAAGGGCCAUGACACAACAGGACAUACCUAUGAGCAGGUGUUAAAGCAGCCUACGGCUCAGGACAGAAGUCAAGGCCUCAGGUUGGAGGAGAGCAGCUUACAUUAUGCAGACAUUCAACUGUUCAGCCUUACCCAGCCACGCUCUGCCCAGGAGGUGAAGCACCUACAGCUAGAAAAUGCUACGGAGUAUGCGACCCUUUGCUUCCCCCAGGCCACACCCCGCUACGACAGCAAGAAUGGGACCCUAGUGUGAGCUCUGCGGAGGAGGGACCUGUUUGCAUCAUUUCACCACUAUGGCUGUGGGGAGAAUCUACUGCUUUGGGGGACUGGCUGGCAGCCUAGGGGUGGUGGACGUGUUUUAGGCUUAAGGAACUCCAGAGCCCCUGAAAUUGUGCGUGGCCCCAGUCUUGCACUCUCCCUAGGCCUAUCUCUUACUUGCCACCAUUACCUUGGAGUUGCAUUUGAGUUACCUGGGGGUGGAUGGAGUUCUACAAAAUGAGGGGGCUAGGUUGAAUGUGCAAGAAGGUAGGGUACCUCUGCUCCUAUUCUCAAGAAAAGUGCAGAAAAACAAGUUACCCUUGAAGCAUUUGCAUUUGAGGUGAUUUUGUUGGAGUUAAUUUGAUGGUCUCCCUUCUACACACCUUAAACUCCAAAGCUGAAGAAGAAGAGGGGAUCUGGAAAGCAUUCAGAACUCUCGUACACAGUUUCUAGGGCUGGCUUGGGCAAUUUCCUCUGUGGCUUGGUUAAGGGUCCCAGACCUACACAAACAAAUGAGAGCAGGGGCUGAGGCAUGGAGGAAGCAGGUUUUUUGUUUGUGUUUUUUGUUUGUUUUGUUUUUUUAAAAUAAAUUUUAUUGAGGUAUAAUUGACAUAAAAUAAACUGCAUAUAUUUAAAGUGUACAAUUUGAUUUUUUUUCUUAUUGGUAAUGUAUAUAUGGCAAUUCCAAUCUCCCAAUUCACCCCCCACCCCCACCCCACCCCACCCCCUUUCCCCCCUUGGUGUCCAUAUUUUUGUUCUCUACAUCUGUGUCUCUAUUUCUGCCUUGCAAAUCGGUUGAUCUGUACCAUUUUUCUGUAUUCGAGCAAGCGUUUUCUGACCAUCGAUUACAAGGACGUCAAGUCACUGAUGUUGACAGCACUGCUAGGCCCAGAAACUCCCCUUAGCUGGACUGUUUUCUUUCGCGGGUGCAGAGCCCUUAGGAUCAAUAAAUCGCAUAAGGAACAUGCCUGGUGCGUUUUCUUCGGUGGAGGUCUGCGGACUCUACGAAGCACAGCGGGUCUCGCUCACCCUCAGGGCAGCGGGGAGGGCCAGCCUCUUCCGCCGCACUAUCCGCUGCGGCAGAAGCAGAGCCGGGUGCGCGUUACACGGACUUGGAGG